GUUCCAUUGCUGGCGAGGAGCUACAUUCCUUUGGAGGAGAAGAGGUGCUCUGCUUUUAGAAUUUUCAGCUUUUCUGCUCUGCAGCAGAUCUGUUGGAGUUUGCUGGAGGUCCACUCCAGACUGUGUUUGCCUGGGUAUCACCAGUGAAGGCUGCAGAACAGCAAAUAUUGCAGAAAGGCAAAUGUUGCUGCCUGAUCCUUCCUCUGGAAGCUUUGUCUCAGAGGGGCACCCAGCUGUAUGAGGGACUCAGUGUGCUUCCACAAAUGGUAGAAGGUGAAGAGGAGCCAGUGUCUGUAGAUUACAUGGUGAGAGAGGAAGCAGAGGGAGGAAGAGGUGCCAGGCUCUUUUCAACAACUAGUUCUCUUAGGAACUAUGAGUGAAAACUCAUUCACUUCCACGAGAAUGGCACUAAGCCAUUUUUAGGGAUCUACCGCUACUAUCCAAACACCUCCUACCAGGCCCCACCUCCAUCAUUGGGAAUCAGAUUUUAACAUGCAAUUUGGUGAGUGAUAUCAAUCUAAAUCAUAGACACCUUCAGGAGACAUUUGACAGUGUUUGGAGACAUUUUUGCUUGUCACAACUGGAAGUGGUGCUACUGGCAUCUAGUGUGUAGAAGUCAGAAGGGAUGUUGGUAAACGUUUUACAAUGCACAGGGCAGAGGACAGCCCCAUUCUGCUUCUAAACACAGACUCAUCCAGUCCCAAAUGCCAGUAGUGCUAAGGCUACUUUGAAGUUCGAUAAAAUGAAAGCCAGCCUGGGCAACGUGAUUUAUGGUGGAUUAUUUUCUGAAGAUAAGUGUUGGUACAGAUGCAAAGUACUGAAAAUCAUCAGCGAUGAAAAGUGUCUGGUGCGGUACAUUGACUAUGGAAAUACUGAAAUUCUAAAUCGAUCUGAUAUAGUUGAAAUUCCUUUGGAGCUGCAGUUUUCUAGUGUUGCCAAAAAGUAUAAACUUUGGGGACUACACAUUCCUUCUAAUCAAGAAGUUACCCAGUUUGAUCAGGGCACAACCUUUUUGGGGAGCUUGAUUUUCGAAAAGGAAAUUAAAAUGAGAAUUAAAGCAACCUCUCAAGAUGGAACAGUUAUUGCUCAGGCUGAGUAUGGCAGUGUGGAUAUAGGGGAAGAAGUGUUUAAGAAAGGAUUUGCAGAGAAAUGCAAACUUACUUCCAGAACUGACAUCUGUGAGGAAAAAAAAUUGGAUCCUGGUCAGCUUGUUCUCAGGAACCUCAAAAGCCCCAUUCCUUUGUGGGGGCAUAGAUCAAACCAGUCAACUUUCAGCAGGCCCAAGGGGCACUUAAGUGAGAAGCUGACUCUUGACUUGAAGAAUGAAAAUGAUGCAGGAAAUCUUAUGACAUUUCCAAAGGAAAGUUUGGCUGUUGGUGACUUUAAUUUAGGGUCUAAUGUCAGCCUGGCAAAAAUUAAGCAGGACCAGAAACUGAUUGAAGAAAAUGAAAAACUUAAAACAGAGAAGGACGCUCUUCUCGAAAGUUAUAAGGCAUUAGAAUUGAAAGUAGAACAGAUUGCCCAGGAGCUGCAGCAAGAGAAAGCAGCUGCUGUGGAUUUGACUAAUCACUUAGAAAGCACUCUGAAGACCUGUAUAGAUACCAGAAUGAAAAAUCUGGCAGCUAAGAUGGAAAUACUGAAAGAAAUGAGGCAUGUCGGCGUCAGUGUUCGUUUCGGAAAUAACCUUUCAGAUGCUAUACAAGUGUUGGAUGAAGGGUGCUUUACUACUCCAGCUUCUUUGAAUGGAUUAGAGAUAAUAUGGGCAGAAUACAAUCUGGCUCAGGAGAAGAUUAAAACUUGUGAAUAUGUGAAUGAAGGGAAUAUUUUGAUUGCCCAAAGAAAUGAAAUGCAGCAGAAGCUGUACAUGUCAGUAGAAGAUUUUAUUCUGGAAGUUGAUGAGUCAUCUCUUAAUAAACGCUUAAAAACAUUGCAGGAUUUGUCAGUCUCUUUAGAAGCAGUGUAUGGAGAAGCCAAAGAAGGAGCAAAUUCUGAUGAAAUACUUAAAAAAUUUUAUGACUGGAAGUGUGAUAAAAGAGAGGAGUUCACCAAUGUUAGAAGCGAAACAGACGCUUCUCUGCAGCGUCUGGUAGCAUGGUUCCAAAGAACCUUAAAGGUUUUUGACCUAUCUAUGGAAGAACCACUGAUUUCUGAAGACACAGUUGAUAAUAUUGAUGAAAUCCUAGAGAAGACUGAGUCAAGUGUCUGCAAAGAGCUGGAGAUAGCUCUGGUUGAUCAAGGUGAUGCAGACAAGGAGAUAAUUUUAAAUACAUAUAGUCAAGUACUGCAAAAGAUUCGUUCAGAGGAAAGGCUCAUUGCCACAGUACAAGCUAAGUACAAGGACAGUAUUGAGUUUAAAAAGCAGCUUAUUGAAUAUUUAAAUAAGAGUCCCAGUGUAGAUCACUUGCUGUCCAUUAAGAAGACAUUGAAAAGCUUAAAAGCUCGACUGAGAUGGAAAUUGGUUGAAAAGAAUAAUUUGGAAGAGUCAGAUGACCCUGAUGGCUCUCAAAUUGAGAAAAUAAAAGAAGAAAUAACUCAGCUGCGCAAUAAUGUUUUUCAGGAAAUUUAUCAUGAGAGGGAGGAAUAUGAGAUGCUGACUAGUUUGGCACAGAAAUGGUUCCCUGAGCUGCCUCUGCUUCAUCCUGAAAUAGGGUUACUCAAAUACAUGAACUCUGGUGGCCUCCUUACAAUGAGCUUGGAACGAGAUCUUCUUGAUGCUGAGCCCAUGAAGGAACUUAGCAGCAAGCGUCCUUUGGUAUGUUCUGAGGUUAAUGGGCAGAUAAUUCUGUUAAAGGGCUAUUCUGUGGAUGUUGACACAGAAGCCAAGGUGAUUGAGAGAGCAGCCACCUACCAUAGAGCUUGGAGAGAAGCUGAAGAAGAGUCAGGGUUACUACCAUUGAUAUUCUUGUUUUUAUGUAAGUCCGAUCCUAUGGCUUACCUGAUGGUCCCAUACUACCCUAGGGCAAACCUGAGUACUGUUCAAACCAGCAUGCCUUUAAAUUCAGAAGAAGCUUUAAAGGUCAUGAAAGGUGUUGCCCAGGGCCUGUAUACAUUGCAUAAGGCUGAUAUAAUUCAUGGAUCACUUCAUCAGAACAACGUAUUUGCUAUAAACCGUGAACAAGGAAUUGUUGGAGAUUUUGAUUUCACCAAAUCUGUGAGUCAGCGAGCCUCAGUGAACAUGAUGGUUGGUGACUUGAGUUUGAUAUCACCUGAGUUGAAAAUGGGAAAACCUGCUUCUCCAAGUUCAGACUUAUAUGCUUAUGGCUGCCUUUUAUUAUGGCUUUCUGUUCAAAAUCAGGAGUUUGAGAUAAAUAAAGAUGGAAUCCCGAAAGUGGAUCAGUUUCAUUUGGAUGAUAAAGUCAAAUCCCUCCUCUGUAGCUUGAUAUAUUAUAGAAGUUCAAUGACUGCUGAACAAGUUUUAAAUGCUGAAUGUUUCUUGAUACCAAAAGAGAAAUCAGUUCCAAACCCAGAAAAAGAUACUGAAUACACCCCAUAUAAAAAGGAAGAAGAAAUAAAGAUGGAGAACUUGGAUAAAUGUAUGGAGAAGACAAGAAAUGGUGAAGCCAACUUUGAUUGUUAAAUUAUUAUUCUGUUAUUGUUGCAGAUGUUCUUUUUAAAAAUUUGUUUAGUUUGGUUAAUACACAGAAAUAUCUAGAAAUGUUCUGGGACUAGUUGGGUUGUAUCUUUAGUAUUCAGGUUGUGAAAAAUAAAGAUGUUUGGCUAUGCAC
Mandrillus leucophaeus (drill) is the source of this 3725-nucleotide messenger RNA. RefSeq names its product serine/threonine kinase 31 (gene STK31). Bases 743 to 3577 code for a protein of 944 amino acids. Gene Ontology annotation, biological process: protein phosphorylation. Lineage: Eukaryota; Metazoa; Chordata; Mammalia; Primates; Cercopithecidae. The transcript is spliced from 23 exons. The record is from RefSeq and is a predicted model, not a curated record. Gene Ontology annotation, molecular function: ATP binding; protein kinase activity.